UUUGUAUUUAUUCAUAUUGAAUCCGCUUUAUUAUUCUCCUCGCAUCAAAUCCACAAACAAAAGUUUAUUUGUUCCUUUUUUUUUUUGUUGUUGUCGGCUCCUCUGCUUUCGUUUCAAAUUCUUCCGUUUCAAUCCGGUUUAUAGCGGUUUUCAGCAAUGUCGGUAAGAUUUUUGAUCGCCACGAGAUGGUAACUGUCAAAGUUAGCAACGUUUCUCUUGAUGCAACAGAACGUGAUCUCAAGGAGUUCUUCUCUUUUUCCGGUGAUAUUGCUUACUUUGAGAUGCAAAGCGAGAAUGAAGGUUCCAAAUUAGCAUAUGUCACAUUCAAGGAUUUACAAGGAGCUGAAACCGCAGUUCUCCUCACAGGAGCCACAAUUGUUGAUUCAUCAGUCAUAGUCUCUAUGUCACCAAACUACCAACUUCCUCCUGAUGCUUUAGCUUCCAUUGAAUCAUCAAAAGAGAGCAACAAAUCACCAUCUCCUUCCCGCGAAGAUGUAUCGGUAUUUAGAAAAGCUGAAGAUGUUGUAAGCAGUAUGAUUUCAAAAGGGUUUAUUCUAGGGAAAGAUGCCAUAGCUAAAGCGAAAAGUUUUGAUGAGAAGCAUCAGUUAACAUCAAUAGCUUCAGCUAAAGUCACUUCUUUCGACAAAAGAAUCGGAUUCACCGAGAAACUCAAUACCGGGACAACGGUUGUGAGCGAAAAAGUUAAAGAAGUUGAUCAAAAGUUUCAAGUCACUGAGAAAACCAAAUCAGCGAUAGCUGCAGCUGAGCAGACAGUGAACAAUGCUGGCUCGGCUAUAAUGAAAAACCGGUAUGUGUUAACCGGUGCUACGUGGGUUACGGGAGCAUUUAACAAAGUGACUAAAGCUGCUGAAGAAGUCGGACAAAAGGCGAAAGAGAAAGUUGGUUUGGCUGAGGAAGAAGAAGAGGAGAAGAAGAAAGUGGUUGAUGAAGUUGCUGCUAAUGUUCAUUUGUUUGAAAAACCAAAGGGUUUAGACCAAUCAGAACAAGGUUCGAAACUCACUGAAUCACAACCGCAGCCACCAAAGGAGUUUACUCCAAGUGUUGCAUCAGCUCAACCUUGAGAUACAUAUAAGAAACUUUCUCCAAACGUUUGGAACAAAGAAGCUCACUUUUUAGGACAGAGCUUAUAUUUUCCAAUAACAUUGGAUUGCAAACUCUUGUUGUUGUCUUUCUCCCUUACAAGAAAAUGGUGAAGAAAUUUUGGAAAAAUGCUUAAAUUGAAUCUCU
Camelina sativa (false flax) is the source of this 1248-nucleotide messenger RNA. Its product is annotated as binding partner of ACD11 1-like. Gene Ontology annotation, molecular function: RNA binding. The record is from RefSeq and is a predicted model, not a curated record. Lineage: Eukaryota; Viridiplantae; Streptophyta; Magnoliopsida; Brassicales; Brassicaceae.